Messenger RNA from Eruca vesicaria subsp. sativa (arugula), 3808 nucleotides. NCBI's taxonomy places the organism in Eukaryota, Viridiplantae, Streptophyta, Magnoliopsida, Brassicales, Brassicaceae. The record is from the annotation of a GenBank genome assembly.
CCGAAAUCCCUUUGGUCUCUCUCUCUCUAUCCCUUCUCUUCGCUCGCUCCCUCCCUCGCGCGUCUCAAUCAGUUAAAUCUAUACCUUUACAUGGUUGCAGUGACGUAACGGCUCAAUUUGACCCGAAGAAUGUACGGAGGAUCUUCGAAACUCGGCCGCGGCAGGGGUGGAGGAGGCGGCGGCGGUGGUGGUGGACCAAACCGAAACCGCAAUUCGUUCCCGCCUCCUACCAACCGACAACCUUCCCCCGUCGGGAGGAUGUCCUCCGCUGGCGGUGGCUCUUCCGCCGCGUCGCGACAGAGGAAUACCACCGGCGCGAAGGCGGCCGCGGCGGCUUCGUCUUCUCGUACGGUUGAGGAAACGUUUAGCCUUGUUCCGAGGGAGAGUCCUCCGGCUUUUGGGAUGAUAAUAAGGUUAACUCCUGACUUGGUGGAUGAGAUCAAGCGUGUGGAGGCUGAAGGUGGAGCCGCUAAGAUCAAGUUCGAUCCGUUUCCUAAUAAUAGCACUGGGAAUAUCAUUAAUGUUGGUGGAAAGGAGUUCAAAUUUACUUGGUCAGGGGAGCGUGGUGAUUUAUGUGAUAUAUAUGAGGAACACCAAAGUGGUGAAGAUGGAGAUGGUGUGCUUAUUGAGGCUGGAUCUGCUUGGAGAAAAGUGAACGUCCAACGAACUCUAGAUGAGUCAACCACAAGCCAGAUGAAGAAGCUCUCAGUUGAAGCUGAACAGAGAACCAAAUCGCGCAAGGCUAUUGUUCUAGAUCCUGGGAAUCCAUCAUUGAAGAAGCAGUUAGCUCGUGCUGAAGCAAGUCCAUGGAGAAUGUCAAAUAACCAGAAGAAAGAACCUCCGCCUAAGAAGCGGAAAGUUGAUCCACCUCCAGUUCCAAUGGGUGGUCCAAAGCCUUCUUUCAGACCAGGGGCUUCAACCACUUCUAUGAAAAAUAGGCUAUCAGCUUCACCGGGACCGUCUCCUUCUAAUCAAUACAAUACUCCUUCAUCCUACGGGACUGGGAAUAUUGCUAAAACUAAUGCAGAUAACGAGAAUGUCACACCAGUCAGGGCAAAGGUCAGAGAAAGCAUGGUUGCUAGCGAGAAAGAUUUAUCAACUUGGGAAAGUAAUGCUUUAAGGGACACAUCUGGGCGUCAAGAGACCAAUGUUAAUGAAGAAAUUGACUUGCAGGCACUGCUAGCUGAUCUCCUAAAAGAGACUCCAAUGAGCUUGACGGCAUUAGAGAAAGCUGUUGGAGAUAGAACCCCUAAUGCGGCAAAGAAGAUUGAGCCAAUCUUGAAAAAAAUUGCAAAUUUCCGAGCUCCAAAGUAUUUCUUAAAACCAGACGCAGAUUUGGAAAGAUAUAAAAAGCAUUCAGUUGGUAGCAGAAGCUCACCUGAACACGAGCAACUGCUUCCAGUCACUGAGUGCAGUCGCGACCAGUUACCUGUUCCAGGGGUUAGCAACAUGGAGACCGUUUCUGCAAGCGAGCGGAAAGGAGAAGGUUCACAAGACUGUUUACCUGUGCAUCUGGGAGAGUGUCUAAGUACGCAAGAAAAUAUUGACAUUGAGCAUCAUUCACCUGGUAUUCUUAAUGAGGAAAAGAGAUCUGAGAAUAGAAAUGGCCAGGUUACUAGCUCUAGUAGCGACAGUGAUAGUGAUAAUAGUGACAGCGGGAGUGAUAGCGGGAGCAGCAGUGAUAGCGGGGCUUCUUCUAACAGCAAGGAAGUUUCUGAUGAGGAUGGUGAAAAAGAUGCUGUCGACAUCGAUGGUCAUGAUUCUGAUCCAGUUGACAUCGAUGGUCAUGAUUCAGAUCCAGUUGACAUCGAUGGUCAUGAUUCGGAUCCAGUUGACAUCGAUGGUCACAGUUCAGAUGAGGGUCAUGGUUCUGAAGCUGACAGGAAGAUUGAAGAAGUUGGCAUUUCAGGGCAGGAACAAUUACCUUCUGGUCAUGAUAAGCUACGAGAGCGCCAAGAUUUUAUCGGGCAGUUGUUUGAUGAUACAGAUAAUACAACGAAGGAUAGCUUAAAAAGUGACCAGCCUGGCAUCUCUGAGAGGCUAGCCAGAGACCAGAAGCAAAUGGCCCCUGAUUUGGAGCACUACAGUCAGCAAUCAGCACGGGUGAAAAACAUAAAAUCCCAGCAAUUACCUGCCACAGAUAAAGAUUCACAGCCUCCAGAGCGCAAGUAUGAUAUAGAUCAUCUCAACACUUCUGCCAGUCAAAUGAGAGAUCCAUUUAAAGGACUUCAGAAGACAUCUACUGAAAAGUUGAGCAGGCCUGGUCAAAUGAAGGGUGAUAGUUCAGGUAAAUCAAACAAACAUUCUGAUGCCUUGGGUAAUGUUCGUAAAUCUGACGAAGAUGGCCAUUUUCCGCAUGACACCCUUCCUAGUCGGUCAGGAAAGGCCUUCAGAGACAAUCAUAGGGAUGAUGUUCAUUUGAAAAAUAAGUUUGCAAGGAAUAAAAAAGAUGGUGAGUCAUCCAUUCGUCCCUCAUUACCGUCUGACAAAGCCAACAGAAAACACGGUGAACUGGAUGGAAGUGAGAAGGAUUUCAAGAAUGUGGCAGGGUUGGGCAUUGGUUCAUCUCCAUUGGAUAGCCAGAGAGCAAAAUUACCUAAGGGAAAUGGAUCUACGCUCCAAAAACAAGUUUCGGACUUGGAGUUGGGUGAACUCCCUGAGUCAUUGGGGGUAGAUACAUCACUGAAUCAACUCGAAGAGAAAACUUCUUUUAGGCAGUCAAAUUUAAAACCAAGCACUUCAGAAAACUUGGGUAUUGACUCAGAUAAAGGAAGGUCUAAAAAAUCUGUCUCAAAAAAGCCAGCUCUUACACAUGCCGGCAAUGGUUCAAAAGAAUCUCCCCAACACGUUGUUGAAGAUUCGGAAAGAUCCCAAAAGUUUGCUUUGCAGCCACAAGGGCAGAACCUAACAGGUACAGACACUGAAAACGGCUCACAUAACAAGAAUUUAGAGGAUACAGCUUAUAAACCAAGACAGAGAGAUAGUAGAGCAAGAGUAGGAAGUAGUGUGGAAGGUUAUGGAGAGACGAACAAAAAAACGCCCGUUAUAAAGCAGGGCUCCAAACGACCAUCCACAUCCCGCUCAUCAAGGGAGAGCAAAAGACACAAAAAUGCAAGUUCUAUGAAUGGGCACAAAGAUGCAACUUUUGAUGAAGAAGACUCUUCUUAUUUGAAAUACGAGAAAGCCUCUCCUGACCAUAAGGGACCUAUUAGGGAUCAUUUGCAGUAUAAAGCAUAUAUGCAGGAAUAUUUGGAUAAAUAUGAUGAUUACUCAUCCAUUAAUAAGAUAUUAGAGAGCUACAGAAAUGACUUUCAAAAGUUGGGGGAAGACCUUAAGGUUGCAAAAGGAAGGGACAUGGUGAGAUAUAACAAAAUUGUGGAGGACUUGAACGAAUCAUAUCGCAAAUAUGGGGAGAGGCACAAACGUUUGAAGAAAGUGUUUAUUGUUCUCCAUGAAGAACUGAAGCAACUGAAAGAAAGAAUGAAAGACUAUGCAUCAUCUCACGGGAAAGAUUGAUGUAAACUGGAACCAAAAAUCUCUAGAAAAGAUGGACCUCAUAUACUCGGAGGUGAAAAGAGGAGGGUUGAUAUUCAUUUCUCCUUUGGAAUCGAGUCAUCUUGUUGAUGAAAGAUUAGCUGUUUUUUUUUUCUUGUGAAAUUAGAAAUGAUUCGUAGGCCCAGUUUUGUGUGAGUUGGUUCUUAAGGAGACCUUUCGUAGAUUUUCUAUGGCUUAUUUUGGUUGCUGAUCUUUGAACCAUUCGGUGACCAAUAUGUACAUGAUUUCAAAAGCAAUAUAAGACUCUUCUGGC